Gadus macrocephalus (Pacific cod) is the source of this 2876-nucleotide messenger RNA. RefSeq lists its product as uncharacterized. The coding region runs from base 1795 to 2769 and encodes 324 amino acids. NCBI's taxonomy places the organism in Eukaryota, Metazoa, Chordata, Actinopteri, Gadiformes, Gadidae. The transcript is spliced from 5 exons. The record is from RefSeq and is a predicted model, not a curated record.
CCUACUGCAGAGCAAGUAAGAACGCUGCAUUCUGGUCAUAAGUUCAAAUAGUUCAUAUUUUCACACCUUGGGGUAAUUAUGAUGUGAGGAAACAUUGUAGAGUUUCAAGUAAGUAUUUUCAUUUUGAUUUGUAAAGCUUAGAAAAAGCUGCCGUCUAAAAAAUCUGAAGCGCCAUCAUGGUCGUUGUGAAGAUCGUUACCAGGAGGCUCAAAAAGAGAUAGCCAAGAGAUCUUUGAUUCAGGUCACCAGAAUUAAUUAUUCGACCUCCACUGACUUAUUUGAGGAAUCUUCGGAUGCUACGGACUAUGAUGAUGCUGACUAUGUUCCAGACUCAUGUUGCAAUUCCUCGGAUGCUUCAAUUAUAAGUACUGCUAGUCAAGAACUCAAAACCAUGAAGGGGGAUGGUGCCACCAGUUCAGAGGUACCUAGAACAUUAAGUUCUUCAAAGAUGAGCAGCAAUCAUUGUGCUUCAGUGAUAAGCUGCAGUGCCAAUUCAUUAAAGAACACAUCACAGCAGAAAAGCUCCAUAAAUGUCACACCAUUGCCAAUAAAAGCAAAGGGAAGCAAGUACAACAAGAAGCAAUUUCGUCUUUAUUGUAAAAAGGCCAUUUCUAAAUUGGCAAGACAUCUUGAAUCCGUCCACAGUGAAGAGCCUGAUGUUGCAAUGGCUUUCAGUUUUGAUAAAAGAUCCCGCAAAAGAAGCGAGUUGUUACGCUCUAUUAAGAAGAGUGGAAACUUUGACCAUAAUGCUGAAGUGGCACUGGAGAGAUGGUUGCUUGUAGAAGACCCAGUACUGCAAAACAAUCUGAUGACUUCCGUCACUGCAAAUUUUGCAAAGGACUGUAUGCAAGAAACUCUUUAUGGAGACAUGUGAGAAACUGCACGAAAAAGUCUGUUGAGGAAGAGCCUCAAGUUGGCCGAAAAUGGAUUCAAAUGCACUUACCAAGACCUGACUCAGUUAAGGAAACUGUUUGGAAGAUUGCUUGUGAAAUGAACCAGGAUGACGUAUCUUCGGUUGUAAGGAGUGAAACUGUAAUCCUUUGUAUCGGCGAGUCACUGUUCAAUUCCAGGAAACCGUAUGAAAGGAAUGACUACAUACGCCAAAAAAUGAGAGAGAUGGCAAGACUAUUGAUAACGGCAAGAGCUAUAACACCUUUGAAGAGCACCGAAGACCUUGUUAUGCCUUGUAACUUUCCGCAUGUGAUACAGGCAGUUAGAUCUGUUGCUGGUUAUGAUGUCGAAAGCAACUUGUAUAAAAUCCCAUCAUUGGCUUUGAAAUUGGGACACAGUUUAGCCAAAGUUGCAGGCAUUGUGCAAUGCAAUGCCAUCAUUGCAAAUCGCCCUGCCGUUGCGGAGUCUGCAAAGCAAUUUGCCACUCUACAUCAGAAAAAGUGGACAGAGUCCAUUUCUGCUGCCGCAUUGGGAACACUUCAACAAGCCAAAUGGAAUAAACCACAGGUUUUACCCUUUACAGAGGAUGUGUCGGUGCUGCACAAGUUUCUUGCUGCUGAGCGUGUUAAGCGCAUGAAGGACCUUGAGGAAGAACCCAACAGCAAAAGCUUUGGAAAUCUUGCUAAAGUGACUUUGACGCAGGUAGUACUAUUUAACAGAAGGCGGGAAGGUGAAGUUUAAAAAAUAGAGCUUCAGACUUUCACAUCCAGGGAUCGUACAGAGCUGAAUCCAGACAUUGUGAGGGGCCUUACCGACUUCGAGAGGAAGCUUGCAGAGCACUUUGAGAGAGUUGAGAUUCGUGGUAAAAGGUCAAGAAAGGUUCCAGUGCUUCUAACCCCCGACAUGAUCGCUGCUAUGGACCUCCUAAUGAAAAGCAGGAAAGAGUGUCAAGUCCACAAAGAAAAUGUGUACAUGUUUGCACGGCCAGGUGUCCUUUCCCAUUACAGAGGCUCUGACUGCUUUCGUAAGUAUGCAAAGCAAUGUGGUGCAAAGAACCCAGAGGCACUCACCUCAACAAGAUUGCGGAAACAAGUGGCCACUUUGUCCACACUACUAAAUCUGAAAGAAAAUGAAAUGGAUCAACUUGCCACCUUUCUAGGACACGACAUCCGUGUCCAUAGAGAAUUCUAUCGGCUUCCAGAGAGUACCCUUCAGCUCGCAAAAGUCAGCAAACUCCUGAUAUCACUCGAAAAAGGAAGACUGCCUUACCUGCAGGGGAAAGGGCUGGAUGACAUUGAGGUCAAUCCUGAAGAUGAAGUAGAAAUUAGAGAUGAUUCCAGCGAAGAAAACGUUGCUGACCUACAUCAAUGCAAAGGCUCAAUAACUGAGACUGCUAGGGACCAGACACUUCUGAGGCACACACCUGAGUCAACCAGCCUGGACAACAUGGAGGGCAUUUCCGAGUCAACCAGCCUGGACAACAUGGAGGGCAUUUCCGAGUCAACCACCCUGGACAACAUGGAGGGCACUUCCGAGUCAACCACCCUGGACAAUAUGGAGGGCACAUCUGAGUCAACCACCCUGGACAACAUGGAGGGCACUUCCGAGUCAACCACCCUGGACAACAUGGAGGGCACUCCUGAAUCAACCACCUUGGAUGAGGUAAACAUGAGUCACAAAAUAGUCACAUCCCAAGCUUCUUCAAAGGGCUCCAAAAGAAAGCAAGCUGUGAAGGUGAGAAGCAAGUGGACAGGUGAGGAAGUGAAGGCUGUUGAGCGGCAUUUGCUUAACUUCAUUACAAGCUGCAGAAUACCUGGUAAAAAGGACUGUGACUCCUGCCUCCAGGCAGAGCCAGUAGCUCUGAAAGAACGAGACUAGGUUGCCAUCAAGUACUACGUACACAACAGAAACGUAGCAUUAAAAAGGAAGAUGACUAGGUAGAUCCAUUCCAAUUGAUCUUGUUUUUUGCUUGUAUUUUUUUUUGC